UGGAGCCCCGAGGAUCUCGGAUCGGCGCGCUCCUACAGGGGCUCGGAGGCGCGCCCGGGGCUUCCAGAUUUUUGCCAGGUUUCGUCGCAGCGGAGACCGAUGCCUCGAAUCACCGAGACCGGAGAGGGUCUCAACGGUCUAGAACGCCAGCGACGAGGGGUCGUCUGGCGCCACAAAACACCUUCCUAGACACAAUUGCAAACCGUUUUGAUGGGACCCACAGUAACUUUGUCCUGGGUAACGCCCAGGUGCAGUCACUCUACCCCAUCGUCUACUGCUCGGACGGCUUCUGUGAGCUGACCGGCUUCGCCCGCGGUGAGCUGAUGCAAAAGAGCUGCAGGUGUCACUUCCUGUACGGCUCGGACACCAGCGAGAGCCUAACCACUCAGAUCCAAAAGGCUCUGGACGAGCGGCAGGAAUUUAAGACUGAGUGCAUCCUGUACAAGAAGGGGGGAGAGCAGUUCUGGUGUCUGCUGGACAUAGUGCCCAUCAAGAAUGAGAAGGGAGAGGUGGUGCUGUUCCUGGUCUCCCACAAGGACAUCACAGAGACCAGGAAGGACCAGGGGGACCAUGGACAAGACUCAGACACUGGUGAGGGAGGGAGGGAGGGAGGGAGGGCCCGUCCCCCAGGCUUUGACAACAACCGCCGGCGUAGUCGGGCCGUACUCUACCAGUUGUCUGGCCACUUGCAGAAACAGGACAAGAGCAAGCUCAAGAUCAACAACAGUAUGUUUGGGGCGACCACCAACCCCAUCCCUGAGUACAAGGUGGCUGCCACCCCAAAGUCUCGCUUCAUCCUGCUACACUACGGGACCUUCAAGGCGGGCUGGGAUUGGCUGAUCCUCCUGGCCACUUUCUAUGUGGCCAUCACCGUGCCCUAUAACGUUUGCUUCACCGUGGUGGAGGGGCGGGACGAGGGGGGCGGCUCCGGGGCUCGCAACCCCCCCAGUUACAGCGACAUCUUGGUGGAGAUUCUGUUCAUCAUUGACAUUGCACUGAACUUCCGCACCACCUAUGUGAGUACGACGGGUCAGGUGGUUUAUGAAGCCCGCUCUAUCUUUGUACACUACGCCACCUCCUGGCUGUUUGUUGACCUGAUCGCCGCCCUGCCCUUUGAUCUGCUCUACGCCUUCAAUAUCAGCGUGUACUUUGGGGUCCACCUGCUGAAGACAGUGCGGUUACUCCGUCUCCUGAGGCUGCUCCAGAAGCUGGAGCGUUACUCUGAGUACAGCGCCGUGGUUCUGACCCUGCUCAUGUCUACUUUCGCCCUGCUGGCCCACUGGAUGGCCUGCGUCUGGUACUUCAUCGGACGCCAGGAGAUCGAGAGCAACAGCCUGAGCUCCUGGGAUAAUGGUGAGUAA
Molecule: messenger RNA, 1361 nt
Organism: Salvelinus namaycush (lake trout)
Lineage: Eukaryota; Metazoa; Chordata; Actinopteri; Salmoniformes; Salmonidae
Product: potassium voltage-gated channel subfamily H member 3-like
Exons: 7
Biological process (GO): potassium ion transmembrane transport; regulation of membrane potential
Cellular component (GO): membrane
Molecular function (GO): voltage-gated potassium channel activity
Source: RefSeq, a predicted model, not a curated record